Molecule: messenger RNA, 747 nt
Organism: Alternaria rosae
Lineage: Eukaryota; Fungi; Ascomycota; Dothideomycetes; Pleosporales; Pleosporaceae
Exons: 5
Coding region: 1-747 (248 amino acids)
Source: RefSeq, a predicted model, not a curated record
AUGAUCACUUCGUGGCAAGGGAAAAACUCGAGUUUAACCGGCAUAGGAUACAAAAACGAAACAAGCUUUGUCGUCAGCAAACCUACUCAUGAGAAACAGGAACUUAGACCAGACAAAGCGUCGAACCGAGCAGUUAUUGAAAACGUUGUUUCUGCGCCUCUGCAGCUCCCGCCAUGUCUGGAUCAAUUCUCUAGCGGCGGCGAUGUCUUCGCUCGCAUCAUCGUUCGCAGCUCUUCUACAAUCAUCGGAGUCAUAACCCACCCAGAACACGUCGCCGUGACGUUUGACAUACUUCUUGCUCAUCCUAUAUUCCACGCUGUGCAUUCGAAGGACGAGCCAUCCAGCCCGACCGACAGUAAUACUGGCGUGAUGUUCGACUCGUUCGCUGAUUGUAUGGCAGUCGUCAGUUCACUUGUCAGUUUGAAUGUUCUCAUUAUUUCAGAUGAAGCGGUCUUGCUUAGUUUCGAUAAUUUGUCUUUGGUCGAUACUGCUGGUACAUCGCGCAAUUCGACACUGUAUCAACCUCGGGAUAUCUACUGGAUCUUCACAAAUGCUGCCUCGACAAGCUUCCUCGUGGGCAGCCAGCAGGUAGAGAUUAGUGCGAUGCUGCUCGCAACGUUUCGAACAUUUUUAGGGUUCCCUAUCGUCCAAGACGUGGCUCCGGUGGUGUUAGAACUAGGCUUUAGUACAGAGGAAAAGAGCGUCUUACAAGCGCUUGAUGCCGGUGCUGGUGAGCCUACAGCGUAG